Zasmidium cellare ATCC 36951 is the source of this 882-nucleotide messenger RNA. RefSeq lists its product as uncharacterized. The record is from RefSeq and is a predicted model, not a curated record. The coding region runs from base 1 to 882 and encodes 293 amino acids. Lineage: Eukaryota; Fungi; Ascomycota; Dothideomycetes; Mycosphaerellales; Mycosphaerellaceae. The transcript has a single exon.
AUGGCCGAGAGCGACGGCGGUUCGGGCAGUACCUAUUCCGGUCGGCCGCGCAUGCAGAUGGACAGCACAUCAAACGACACUGUGGCGUCGAGCUUUGCGGCUCUGCGAAACCGUCCAACACAGCCCAUAAUCGCGGACGAGAACUGGCACGGUGAUGAUAUCCAGGACUUCCAUCAACGCUUCGCUGUAGAACGGUAUUAUCUUCCAGGAGAGCCGAGGAACGUGCAGAAUUAUCGUGGUGGGCCGGUUUCCAAUGCUUCGUCGUCCAUGGCUGUGGCAAUCAACCAGAGUCAGUACAGCUUGUCUUCAUACGCACCCUCGCUGGCGGGACGUUCGGCGACAACAGUAUCCAGUGGCCCUACCCUGAGAACAAGUGGCGGAAGUUCAGCACUCAGCCGUUACCAGGCUCCUGGCCGCCUUGACGAGGGAGACGAUGGAGUCCUCCUGAGGCCAGACGCUGAAACAUGGCAAUGUCCAUAUUGGUUCCUGCGAUGCAAUGAAAGGUUGGAUAAUAUGGAGGAUUGGGAUUCCCACUGCCAAAGCCAUUUUCUUGGUAUUGGAAACUUGCCGAAGCAUGUUGAAUGUCCGUUCCUUGGAUGUCAGUGGUCCAAGGAAUGUGCUUCCGGUGACGAGGCCUGGAGACAUCGUUGGGCGCAUAUCUGGACCUGUCACUCCGCUGGUGGCAGUAUAAAUGUUUCGAAACGCCCUGACCGCCGGUUGGUGGAGCAUCUCUGGAGGAUUAAGGCCAUCAAUACGGCACAGACGAAGGAACUCUUAACGAGGGGCGUUCUUAGCGGAGAGGCAUAUCUGGAGUCAGCAAGCAGCUCUCGAGACCGACGUCGUGAACGGGGUGGUGGUGGUCGAGGGGGAAGAUCCUCUUAG